Setaria italica (foxtail millet) is the source of this 369-nucleotide messenger RNA. RefSeq names its product vegetative cell wall protein gp1-like. The transcript has 2 exons. Bases 1 to 369 code for a protein of 122 amino acids. Lineage: Eukaryota; Viridiplantae; Streptophyta; Magnoliopsida; Poales; Poaceae. The record is from RefSeq and is a predicted model, not a curated record.
AUGACGCGCCAUACCCCGGCCCCCGCACUACUCGGGCCCGCGCCGCUCGGCCCGGUCCCGCCGGCCACGCCGACGCCCUCCGGAGACGCGCCGCCCGUCGACCGGCCCCGCGCCGGGACCCCGACGCCGGCCCCCUACCUCCCCUGCUCCGCCUCCGGCCCAGCCACGGCACCGGUGCCGUGCCGGCCACCGCCGCCCGCCGACCUCGAGCUGCACGCAUACCCCAAGCCCACCGCCGCCUACCAGACCCCGCCUCCGUCCCAUACCGCCGGCGUGCCCGCCAUGCCGUGCUCCGGCCCCGCCCGGACGCAGUCACCGCACGCCGGCCGCCCGGACCCCUACCGCCGGAGCUCUCCCCGCCGCCUAUAA